Molecule: messenger RNA, 1932 nt
Organism: Microthlaspi erraticum
Lineage: Eukaryota; Viridiplantae; Streptophyta; Magnoliopsida; Brassicales; Brassicaceae
Source: the annotation of a GenBank genome assembly
AUGUCACUUCCGGAAGACGUCAUCGUGGACAUCAUACGGAGAUGCGACUAUCCAACACUCUCCCUCGUUUCUAAGGACUUCCGGUCACUUGUUGCGUCGCCUGAGCUAUACGCGAGACGAUCCUUGUUGGGAUGCACCGAACAAUGUCUCUACGUUGUCCUCUUUGACCAUCGUUUGUAUAUUUUCCGCCGGAAAACAAACGGCUUGUUUCUUAUCCCUUCGCUUCCCGCUAUGCCUAGCAAUGGAACAUCUCACACGGUGCAACCCCUCCCGAGCAUGCCUAUAAACUUGACUGAUACAGUCGCUAACUUCAUCGAUAGGAAAAUAUAUGUAACUGGAUAUUGCGAUUAUGACAGGAAGAAGGUCCUGAGGAUGGUAGUGUUCAAUACAGAAACACAAAUGUGGGAGCCAGAGAUUAUAAAGCCUGACGUUGAGCUAGGCCUCACGUGGGCUUGUAAUGUGGUGGUGAUGGCUGAUAAGUUGUACAUGAGAGAUCAUGAUGAUAACAGCUUUGUUUACGACCCAGAGAAGAGUAAAUGGGAAACUGAAGACAUGUUGAAUUCUAAGAGGUGGAAGAGUGCGUGUGUGGUCGAUGACGUAUUGUACUAUUACGAUACAGAUGAGAAAAUGUUUAGAGCGUAUGAUCCAAAGCAGAGGUGUUGGGGAGUGGUGAACGGUUUGGAAGAUAUGUGGGCUGAGGCGAGCGGUUCAAGGUUGUCACUGACUGAACAUCUAUCUCUGUUUGGGAUGAUCCCUGGAUUCCAGCUUCUACCCCGAGGCCAGCCACAGGAGAUGGGAUCAAUUACUACCCUCACUUCCGGUAUGGAUGUAUCACUAAUUCUCGGGAUCCCAACCUCACAUGUCGCUCGACCAGACUCCAUGGGAUGGUUUUUUACGAAGACGGGAAGAUAUACGGUGAAGUCGGGUUACAAGAUUCUGCAACAAAGCUUGGACGCUGAUGGGCCCAUCUUUAUUGGUCCGGACACACGGCGUCUUCAAGCACAGGUUUGGAAGGUACAAUGUACUCAGAAAUUACAGCAUUUUAUUUGGCAAGCUUUGACGGGAUGCAUAGCGGUAGGGGCGCGACUCCAGAGUCGCGGUAUGCAGAUAGACCCACAAUGUAUGCGGUGUGGAAUGGCGGCAGAAACAGUGAACCACACACUGUUUGAAUGCCCACCGGCACUGCAAGUUUGGGCUCUAUCUCCAAUUCCAACGGCUCCACAGCGUUUCCCUACAGGAAGUUUGUUUGCAAACAUGGCAUAUCUUUUUUGGAAUUUGCCAGACGAUGAUAGAAUGCGGAUGUAUCCUUGGUUAAUUUGGUAUAUCUGGAAAUCACGAAAUGAUAAGGUUAUGGCGAAUGUGGACUGGGAUCCAAAUGAAAUAAUAAUCAAAGCAACAGCGGAAUCUUCGGCAUGGGUAACCGCCCAGGAAAAAAAUGUAAUGCUAUGUCCACCACUGACAACCUCAGGGGAAUCCCCUAGAACGGGUGAUAUUUGUCAAAUAGAUGGGGCCUGGAAGGAGACAGAGAGUCGAGCUGGGCUAGGAUGGUUUUAUUUGAACAUGAAUACUCAGGAAAAGCUAAUGGGAACUCGUAACUUGAGAAGGGGAAUAUCGCCCCUCCAAACGGAGUUGGAGGCACUUAUUUGGGCCAUGCAUUGUAUGCUGCGGCAUAAUAAAUUGCUAACGCGAUUUGAGACGGAUUGCUCUGAUGUGGUGAAGAUGGUGUCUACGCCAGAGGAGUGGCCAGCGUUCGCAAUACUUCUUGACGAGGUUGACCGGUGUAAACGGAGGUUCACCUCCUUCUCCAUCGCGCACAUACCUAGGACGAAAAACACGAAGGCAGACAAGUUAGCACGGAGUGCUCGAGCUCUACCUACUGAUGUGUAUUAUGUAAACUCUGUUUCGCCAAUUUGGAUUCCCGAACUGGUUUAG